Carlito syrichta (Philippine tarsier) is the source of this 1279-nucleotide messenger RNA. It is a transcript of the gene KXD1, whose product is annotated as KxDL motif containing 1. Gene Ontology annotation, cellular component: BORC complex. The record is from RefSeq and is a predicted model, not a curated record. The coding region runs from base 170 to 919 and encodes 249 amino acids. NCBI's taxonomy places the organism in Eukaryota, Metazoa, Chordata, Mammalia, Primates, Tarsiidae. Gene Ontology annotation, biological process: lysosome localization. The transcript has 6 exons.
GCCCCGCCCCUUCCUGCCGUGCCUCCACGCACGCAAAUCGGCCCCAGGGAACGUUGCCUCCACGCGCGCUCGCACGCUCGGUGCGUGGUGACGUCGCGGCGGCGCGGGCGCCAUCCCGGAAGCGUGAGCAAGGCCGCCAGAUGUGCAGGCAGCGGAGGAGGAGGACGAGAUGGACCCCCCGGACUCGGCCUCGAGGGUCUUCUGCAGCCGCGUCCUGAGCAUGGUGAACGUGGAUGACGUCAACGCCAUCAUCCUGGCCCAGAAGAACAUGCUGGACCGCUUUGAGAAGACCAAUGAGAUGCUGCUGAAUUUCAACAGCCUGUCCAGCGCACGCCUGCAGCAGAUGAGUGAGCGCUUCCUGCACCACACGCGGACCCUAGUGGAGAUGAAGCGUGACCUAGACAGCAUCUUCCGCAGGAUCAGGACGCUGAAGGGGAAACUGGCCCGGCAGCACCCAGAGGCCUUCAGCCACAUCCCAGAGGCGUCCCUCCUGGAGGACGAGGACGAAGACCCCAUCCCGCCCAGCACCACCACCACCAUCGCCACCUCAGAACAGAGCACAGGCUCAUGUGACACCAGUCCUGACACUGUCUCGCCCUCCCUCAGCCCUGGCUUCGAGGACCUGUCCCACAUCCGGCCCAGCUCCCCUGCCAUCAAUGGCCGGAGCCAGACAGAUGAUGAGGAGACUCCGGGCGAGGAGUCCCAGUCUGGUGCCUCAAGGGCCUCAGGGCGGCCCUUCCCAGAACAUCUACUGCAGACUCCUCUGCCAUGCCAGGGCAUGCCCAUCCCAGCGGGAGUCGUGGGGCUGGGCACAGGGAACUUUUCCAGAGCUGGCCUGAGGUCUACUCUGAAUCCUACUGAAAAGGCUCCCAGAGACCAGAGCCAGAUAGCCCCCAACCCCUGGUCAGGACCUCCUUGAGGUGAACAAGCACUGUCACGUCCAAGAUCCCCCCCAGCCCGCCUCUGCACCUACGCAUUCUGGUUUCCCUGCCCCUUCCUCCCACAAAAGUAUUGAAUGCUGUCUCCGACUGGUAUCUCGAAGUUGUGAGACAAGUAGAAGGCUCGAGAUGGAGGCUAGCUAUCCAUUCAGUCCAAACCUGGUGAGGCCUAUGUGUCUCUAAAUAGGUUUGGAGCCCAGGACCCAGCAGGCCUCUCCCAGGAUCCCCCAGAGCAAGCCAAGCCACCUCGGAAAAGAGUUUAACGGAAUAUUUUUGUACCUGAUGUUUACAGAUGCUGUUGGGAAGUUAUCAAUAAAAAGACUCCGUUACUAAAAAGGCAA